UCGGAGCAUAUCCUAUCCUACGUGAAAAUUUCGUGGUUCAAGACAUCAAUGGCUCGCGCUUGUUGUUCAUAUUAUUUGUAAUAGCUUUAAGAUAAUAAGAACGCGAGAGUGUCGGCAAUACUCGAACGAAGGGACCGUCUCCGCAAUUGUACGAUGGCUGAAAAUCGGGACGCGAUACUGGCUGACUUUCAGGCUUGCACGGGAAUCGACGAUUUCGGAGACGCUAUUUUGUAUCUGGAGGCAACAAAUUGGGAUUUACUGGCCGCGAUAAACAAGGCCAUGCCCCAGACCACGCAGCAGCUACCGUCUGAAAUAACUCCGGACAUAGAGAUGGUGGAAGAAAUUAAAGUAACUCCACGUUCGUCCACGUCGAAGCUGCAGACGGUGCCGACGGUGCAGAAUUCGAAAAAAGCGGGAGCCGUGAAAGCAGACGUUGUGGAAAAUGCAAAACCUGGGACAAGUAGACCUAAAAGUUGCAUGAAAAAUAGAACACUUACAUUCCACAUUAACUAUCUCGAUAACGUUUAUAAAAUAAAUUUGUCCGAGUUAUCCACUCUGAGAGAACUCAAACAAUUUAUAUGGUGUAAAACGAGUGUAGCACCCUGUCAGCAGAAUCUUCACGGGUGGAAGAAGGAACCUGGGACACCGAAUACGGUGCUACAAACGUUAGAUCUGCCUAGAGAAAAUACAUUGUACCUAUCAGUGUUGUCGCAAGACGGCGACGUGGCUAAUGAAACCGCAAGUCUGUCAGAGCGUAUGACUCAGACUUAUACAUUGAACGUGAAGGACGAAGUGCAUAAUAAGACGUACAAGCUGAAGUUUCCCGGCACACGUACUGUGUUGGAAGUAAAAACGGACAUCUACUCGUUAAUAGAUGUGCCUGUACGGAAUCAACAGUGGAAGGGUUGGCCUAGCUCACUGAAGGACGAUAAUGUGAUAUUGGCACAAAGUGGUAUAUGUUAUCCGGAGCAUGAUUUGUCCGUCGGGAAGCUCCCCGCGAAGGAAGAAAAGAAGAAAGUCGUAGAUUUAAUCGACAGCGAUAGUUCCAUAGACGAACCAGAAGAUGUGGAAGAAUUCGACGUUCCGGAAGAGUUCACUGGCGACGACGAUAUUUUCAUAGACGAUGUUAAACCCACUAAAGUAGAGCGUCUCAUGCCAGAAAAUGUAGUAGAUGAGGUAAUGGGUACGUUACAUUUCGCUGAGCAAUUCGAAAAGCGAUACGGACCAGCGCACCCGGACUUCUUCACUGGUACAUUUGAAGAUGCUCUGAAAGAAUCGUGUCUGAAACCAGCGAAAGAGAGAAAAUUAUUGGCUGUAUAUUUGCACCACGAUAACAGUGUAUUAGCAAACGUCUUUUGUACUCAACUAUUAGGUUUCGAAACAGUGCUUCAACUUCUUUCGGCAAAUUUUAUAGUAUGGGGUUGGGACAUCACGUACGAGUCUAACAAAGAAAGAUUUUUGUAUUCGGUAACUCAAACUCUUGGUACUGUCGGUUCGUUGGCUGUGUCAGGCAUAGAUGUUGAUACUUUGCCGAUUCUCAUGAUUAUUAUGAGAUCUAGAUCUAACACUGAGAUAUUUACUAUCGUACACGGCAAUGUAGGUGUUAACGAGUUACUAACGAAUUUGGUCCAAGCCGUCGAUGUGUUCCAGGAGCAAAGACGAGCUGAUAUUGGCGUUGAAGAAGAACGACAAGCUAGAGAAAGAGUCAAGCAAGAACAAGACAGAGCGUAUCAAGAAAGUUUGGCAGCUGAUAGAGCAAAAGAAGAAGCGAAACAAAUGCAAGAGGAGCUUGAGAAGAAACAGAAAGAGCAGGCUGAAAACGAAAGAUUAGCCGAGGAAGCGAGGAAAGAGGCUCAUAGGCAAGCUGUAGAGUCUAGUUUACCACCUGAGCCGCAACAGGGAGCGGGUGAUGGCGUAAUGAAAGUAAGAGUACGGCUUCCAGCAGGGAAAUUCCUGGAACGUAAAUUUCAAUCGGAUACACCGUUACAAACGCUCUUUAAUUUCCUUAUCGUGGAAGGUUAUCCUACAGAGGAAUAUAAGCUCCUAUCUAGUUGGCCUCGAAGGGAUUUAACAUCCAUGGAUUCAAAGCUCACUUUGAUGGAACUGAAAUUCUGUCCCCAGGAAACAGUAAUUUUAGAGGAACGAUAAAUAAUACGUUGUAAUUAAAUUCAAAUGUAGAAAUUAAGUGUCACGAAUAUUCUUCAAGAGAAUGUAUUUAUUUAACAACUUCGAGAUAGCUAUUAUACUGAGUCCUGUUUAUCUUGCGACUAUAUACAUUUUUACGCUGAAUUCUUCUUGUACGAUAAAGUCGUAAAUGAUGCACGCGCGAGUAUAAUUUUUAUUUUAUAAAAAAAAAAGUUUCUAUAUACGUAUAUUAUAUAAUUUAAAU
This is a messenger RNA of Temnothorax curvispinosus, 2389 nucleotides long. Its product is annotated as FAS-associated factor 1-like. The record is from RefSeq and is a predicted model, not a curated record. Gene Ontology annotation, cellular component: endoplasmic reticulum; nucleus. NCBI's taxonomy places the organism in Eukaryota, Metazoa, Arthropoda, Insecta, Hymenoptera, Formicidae. The transcript has 12 exons. Gene Ontology annotation, molecular function: ubiquitin binding. The coding region runs from base 154 to 2148 and encodes 664 amino acids.